AUGUUAAAUAUAUUUAAGAAUGUCUUCUCUAAGAAAUAGAAACAAGAUUCUCAAAUUAUUUAAUUUGAACAAUUUGAUCAAAACUAAUUAGAAGAACAUUAAAUUGAAAAUGAUUUUCCUCAUGAUUUUCAAAUUAUUGAUGAACAAGCAAUGAAAAUUAUUGAAUAAGAAUAUGAUAUUAAAUAGUAAGUUCAACCAGAAUACUAAGAAGAUCAAUAAUUUAAAGAAGAUCUUAUGGAUUAUGAAGUUUAAGUAGACGAUUCAUUAUAUGGAAUGGCAAUCAAAUUUAGUGUUUGUGAAGAUUACCUUAUGAAAAUCAAUAAUUUGUCAAGUGAUUUAAUAUUCCAAGGUUAAAUAAUAAAAGUACCUAAGAAAAAUGAGUAAACAUUCUCUGUUGUUCAUAUUCAAGAAUAAAAAUAAUAAAUAGAAUAUUUAUGGAUACCUGAUGCUAAUUCUUAAAGAUGUAAUUGUUAAUCAUAAUUAUUAUUAGUUGAUGUUAUAUAUUGUAACAAUAUAUAAAAUGUUUAAGGAUAAUUAACUCUUAGUUCAGAUUUAAUCCUUUUUAAUCCAUUUUAAUAAGAUUAUAUUGAAAAUACUCAUUAGAAAUUAAGAUUAUAAGCUAGCAUCUCAAUGAAGGAUAUUAAUGAAGCUGUAUAUUACAUCUUACCUAAUAAAAAUGGGCAUUUAGAUUAUAUAGUUCAGAUAUUAUUAUCAGGGAUAGGCAAACCAAAUUUUGAGUAAAAAUACAGAAAACAAUUAGACAGACUUAAAGAAUAAAAGCAAAGUAUAGCAACAGUGUUUUUUAGAGUAAGUAACUGAAAUAUUUUAUAAUUAGCAUGCUGAAAGAGACAAUACAGGGAAAUUAUAUACAGAAGAGAUCAAAAAAGAAAAUUGUAUUAUAAUGGCUAGAUUUAUCACUGAAGCUUGUUCAAAUUAUACAGCUAUUGUUUAAUUAACUUAAUUACCAUUUAUAGAUUUUAUUUAGGAUACUACAUAAAAAUAGAAUUUAGAUAUAGAUGUAGAUGAAAUGUAAGAUGUUGUUGGUGAACCUAUGGGAAGUAAUCUUAUUAAAAAUAAAUAGAUUUAUGGGCUAGUUUGGAAUAUGUUCCAAUUUUAAAAGAAAAAUCUAAUUGUUUUACUGAUACUACAUUUAAAUAUGUCAUAUAAUCUAUUCCUGCCAUUUAUAGAUUAGCCAAUUGGAAUAAGCUUUAUGAUAUUGAUGUUGAUGGAUCCUGUUAUUAAAACAUGCUUCAAUAAAUUAGAUAAAUAUUUCCAAUGUUAUUAAUAAUCAAAGAUUUUGAUCUUAAUAUUUUUGGCGUAUACAUUUCAAGUGAAAUCCAUAAAUAUUUUGAAGGUUUCAAAGGUAAUGGUGAAACCUUUCUUUUCAACAUAGAUACAAUAGUAAAAAGUAUUAUUAUUCUUCUUAGAAAAAUUAAAUUAAGUAAUUUGUAUGGACUGAAAAGAAUAAAGAUUUUAUUUUCUGUGAUGAAUCUGGAAUAGGUAUAGGUUGUGGAGAUAAGUUUGGACUUUUUAUUGAUUAAAGUCUUUCAUUUGGAUAUUCUAAUCCUUGUUCUACUUUUGACAACCCAAGAUUUACAAAAGAUGAGAAAUUUGGGAUUAAGAAUUUAGAAAUAUGGGCCAUUGAACAAUAAUGA
Messenger RNA from Paramecium pentaurelia, 1655 nucleotides. Lineage: Eukaryota; Ciliophora; Oligohymenophorea; Peniculida; Parameciidae. The record is from the annotation of a GenBank genome assembly.